AUGUUUUUUCAUCAGAAUCGUCGACGACAGAAUAAUUAUGGUAUAUAUUUAUUGGCAUAUCAGCUGUUUAAUUCACGUUAUAUUCCACCAAUUACUUUAGCUGUUAUAAUAUUUCAAAUGGCGAUUUUUCUUGGUUAUUUCCCUUUUCUUGCACAACAUAGGGCAGAAGCUAUGUGUCUUCUGCCGUCGCGUAUAUUAUAUCGAUGUGAAUGGUUACGAAUGCUUGCAUCCACAAUUAUGCAUGUUGAUGACAUGCAUCUUUAUUUCAAUAUGAUCUCAUUAUUGUGGAAGGGUCGACGUUUAGAGCCUUGGCUGGGUUCGAAUCGUUUUCUAUUGCUCUUGGCAGUAUUUGCCGUUGCAACAAGCAGUACUAUGGUUGGAUUAAGCUAUUUAGCUGAUGAAGUAUUCUCUUUUAAUGGUGGUGGCUAUAUGAAUCAAUGUGCUAUUGGUUUUUCCGGUGUACUUUUUGCUUUGAAAGUACUCCAUACAACAUAUUUUCCUUAUUCGGAUCAUAAUUUAUUUGGAUGGCUUCCUAUACCAUCACAGCUUGCUUGCUGGGCAGAACUGUUCUUUCUACAAAUGCUGACUCCCAAUGUAUCAUUUAUUGGUCAUCUUUCGGGCAUCAUUGUUGGUUUAGCCUAUACGAUGGGCCCAUUGAAAACAGUUGUUGACAUUCUAGAAAGCAUCAUUUCUCUUUUACUUGGUAGUAUACCGAAAUCAUUUUCACAGACAAGGAAUAGAACAAGAUCAAAUAAUAGAAAUUGGUUCACUAAUUUGAGCUUUGGAGGUAGAAACAGCGCUGCAUAUGAAAGACCUUCAUAUGGAUGGGAAAAUGAACAAAGAAAUUUUAACGAGUAUACAGGUGGUAUGUCUGAAGAGGAGCAGCUAUGGCGAGCAACACAGAGAAGUUUGUAUGAAGACAGUUGA
Brugia malayi is the source of this 927-nucleotide messenger RNA. Its product is annotated as Conserved oligomeric Golgi complex component 6, putative. The coding region runs from base 1 to 927 and encodes 308 amino acids. The record is from RefSeq and is a predicted model, not a curated record. Gene Ontology annotation, cellular component: membrane. Lineage: Eukaryota; Metazoa; Nematoda; Chromadorea; Rhabditida; Onchocercidae. Gene Ontology annotation, molecular function: serine-type endopeptidase activity. The transcript is spliced from 7 exons.